Eucalyptus grandis is the source of this 696-nucleotide messenger RNA. RefSeq names its product major strawberry allergen Fra a 1-3-like. The coding region runs from base 70 to 549 and encodes 159 amino acids. The record is from RefSeq and is a predicted model, not a curated record. Lineage: Eukaryota; Viridiplantae; Streptophyta; Magnoliopsida; Myrtales; Myrtaceae. Gene Ontology annotation, biological process: abscisic acid-activated signaling pathway; defense response. Gene Ontology annotation, cellular component: nucleus; cytoplasm. The transcript is spliced from 2 exons. Gene Ontology annotation, molecular function: signaling receptor activity; protein phosphatase inhibitor activity; abscisic acid binding.
AAUAGCAAUAACAGCAAAUCCUUCCAUUUCCUAGUUGAAUUCAUUUCUAUUUGCUUCUUACAAGCAAACAUGGGUGUCAUCACUUACUCUCAAGAGUUCGCAUCUGUUGUUGCUCCAUCGAGAAUGUUCAAGGCUUUGGUCCUUGACUCACACAACAUCAUUCCAAAGAUUGUCCCCGGGGGCAUCAAGAGCGUCGAAUUCAUUGAGGGAGAUGGUGGAGUUGGCAGCAUUAAGCAGACGAACUUUAGCGAAAGUGCUCAUAUCAAGUACACGAAGCACAAGAUUGAUGCUCUUGAUGUUGAGAACUUUUAUUGCAAAUAUACUUUGAUUGAAAGUGAUAUCAAGUUUGACAAAAUCAAGUUCAUUGUCUAUGAGGUGAAGUUCGCAUCGGCUAAUGAUGGAUGUGUCUGCAAAAUGACAAGUGAAUAUGAUGUUGAGGAAGGUGCAGAGCUCAAGGAAGAUGACAUCAAGCAGGGAAAAGAUAGGGCUAUGGGAUUGUUCAAGACGGUUGAAGAGUACCUCUUGGCAAACCCCACUGUUUGUGCUUAAAUUUUCUUUUCAAAAUUCUGUGGAGUGAUAAUCAAUGGAAGUUGAGUGAUUUUUUUUUUUCUAUGUUUCUUUUUGGCUCUAGCUUGGAGCUUUUGCGUGAAGGUUUUUCUUUCUAGUGUCCCUGUAUGUGCAAAAGGAUUUGUUGGU